This is a messenger RNA of Chelmon rostratus (copperband butterflyfish), 1199 nucleotides long. RefSeq names its product RAB interacting factor (gene rabif). Gene Ontology annotation, molecular function: zinc ion binding; guanyl-nucleotide exchange factor activity. The record is from RefSeq and is a predicted model, not a curated record. Bases 126 to 518 code for a protein of 130 amino acids. Lineage: Eukaryota; Metazoa; Chordata; Actinopteri; Chaetodontiformes; Chaetodontidae. The transcript has 3 exons. Gene Ontology annotation, biological process: small GTPase-mediated signal transduction; post-Golgi vesicle-mediated transport. Gene Ontology annotation, cellular component: cytosol; membrane.
AGCAUUUAGAGGCCGGUCAACUUCAAGAGUAGCUAGUAUGCUAGCUUAGCUGUAGCAGACUUGUCUGUUUUAGGAUUUUACUGUGAUAUUCAACCUUGAAUUUACUUCAAUAUUUAGGGUUAGAGAUGGACAACAAUCAGCAGUCUAAAGAAAGCACGGACCGGUCCGACCUGGUUUCUGAGGACGGCAAGAACAGCAAAUCUGUCGUGUGUCAGCGUUGCGGAUCCAAGGUGCUAUGCCCGGGGAUGGCUGUGUUCGCAGAGAAAGAGCUCUUCUUACCAUCCAUGCGGAAAAAGAGCGGCCUCAGUGCCACAGAGGGCUCAGUGGACGGGGACACUCUGACCGCCCACUGGUUUGUGGAUGACAUGUAUACUUUUGAGAACGUGGGCUUCACUAACGACGUUGGGAGAAUCAAGUAUCUCAUCUGUGCAGAUUGUGAGAUUGGACCAAUCGGCUGGCACUGUUUGGAUGACAAGAAAAGUUUCUACAUCGCUGUGGAGAGGGUGAAUCAUGCAUAGUCAAAAUGCAUAUGUGAGCCCACAAGAACUUUGAAAAAAAUGUGUUGUCAGGUUAUGCAUCUUUUCAUGGAUUUCCACCCAGUGUUGACCACAACCUAAUUCAUCACAUACACACACACACACUCUUACAUACAUUGUGUACAUUGUUUAUAACAGGAUUGUGUCACUAUCAUUCUCCUCUGUCAUACUGGGAGCAGUAUGGCCAUCCUGUUGUAAUAAAGAUGUUUUUGGGGAAGCUGAUGUUGAAUGCCAUCCUGGAUAAUGUGAUGUAAGUUCAUUCGUCUCAAUCCGUUAACCAACUCAAAGAGUUCAGCUCCAGUUAGAUUAUUCAGAUGAAGACAUUUCUGUGUAUACUGUGUGUGGAAUCCAUCCUAACAUGAGUUAGUGCUUAUUUAAUUUACAAAAUAGUUGAGUACUUAAAUUAACAGAUUAAUUGAUUAAUAUUUAAAGUCAAUUAUUAAGUAAGAAAAUCAAGCAUUGCUAAUUCCAACUUCACAAAUCUAAAUAUUAUUGUUUUAUUUUGUUGGGGGGGUUAUCAUAAAUCUCCUUUGGGGUUUUAGACUUUUGGCCAAACAUAAGCAAUUUAAAGAACUUGUGAUGGGAAUUUUUUAUUAUAUUUUGACAUUUUUUAAGUUGAUUCACUGAAAUUAUCUUUGACAUAUUAAAUACUGUACAUAAUCA